Molecule: messenger RNA, 736 nt
Organism: Lycium barbarum (goji berry)
Lineage: Eukaryota; Viridiplantae; Streptophyta; Magnoliopsida; Solanales; Solanaceae
Exons: 4
Coding region: 1-513 (170 amino acids)
Source: RefSeq, a predicted model, not a curated record
AUGUCCUUCCUACUUGAGGCAGAUGGAAAUAUUUCAGUUGAGGAAACUGGCGAUGCUUUAAAAAACACUGAUUUUGUUUUCACAUUUUACAUAUUUCUUGGUUAUGUAAACAAGGCCUUGGAGAAAGCCAGUAAAAAUAAGAUGAUUAUAGAUGCUAUCGGGGAGCCCGUUAUUAGAGGUCCUUGGUAUAAUGCAUCACUAGCAGUAGCUCAUCAAAGGCAAUCUGUAUCAUGCACAUUUCCUGUCUCUGGACCACAAGGCACUGGAAUUUUUCAGUUGAAGGCAGUUCGUAAUGGAGAUACGUGUUCUGAAAAACGGACAUUCUCUAUUCUAGACAAAUGGUCUCGCGACUGGGAGAUACUCAUUAUGGAAGCUCUCGUCCAUGUCCCCGGGAAUGAAGAGAAGCAGCAAACAUUUCGGAUCAAGGUUUCAGAUUACCUACUUCCACCAGCUAGUAACGCAUGCAGGGGUUGCACAUCUCAGGAAUCGUCCUGUAGUGUGGAGAAGAAAUAACGAAUGUUUAUUCUGCCAUGCCUCAGUGAUUUUUUUUUUAUUUUUCCUUUUCAUACAAAUCAUUCACAUGAUAACAAGUUUGUAUUUAGGGCUCUUUGAAAAUUUCCAGUUCCAAGGCACCAAAUCUAUGCUUGCAUGAAAGAGGGAUCUUAUUGAGGCAAUUACCAGAUUAUACUUAUUUAUUAAAUUGCGUAGUCGGGGAUUCUCUUAUAUUUCGAAGCUC